This is a messenger RNA of Ascochyta rabiei, 399 nucleotides long. RefSeq lists its product as uncharacterized. The transcript has a single exon. The coding region runs from base 1 to 399 and encodes 132 amino acids. The record is from RefSeq and is a predicted model, not a curated record. Lineage: Eukaryota; Fungi; Ascomycota; Dothideomycetes; Pleosporales; Didymellaceae.
AUGGCUACUGAGUCUGACCCCGCAGUAACGCGUGUCACUGUCAUACUCAACACACCUGACGACUGGUUCACCUGGUUGUUUAUUCGCCGAGACGUUGCCAACCGCCACGGUCUCUGGCAGUACAUCAAUCCUGACGUAGCUAAGGAAUUACUCCCUGAGCUGACGGAGGCUGCUGAGCCUCAACUCAUUGACUACCAGGUUGGAGCUACUAGGCUCUCUGACCUGACUGCAGAAGACCGAGAGUCAUACCAAUGGGAAUGCGAUCAAUGGGAGCGCCGCCGCUCCGAGUACCGCACCAAGAAGAAGGCCUUGGCCAACCUGAACACGGACAUCAGCAAGACGAUUGCUGUACGCCACAUACACCUGAUCAAGGAUCACAAGACACCUACGACUGACUAG